Thamnophis sirtalis is the source of this 9810-nucleotide messenger RNA. Lineage: Eukaryota; Metazoa; Chordata; Lepidosauria; Squamata; Natricidae. The record is from RefSeq and is a predicted model, not a curated record.
GCUUGGAUUCCCCAAGCAGCACACAGGAGAAAUUGGCAAAUCCAGAGAGAAAGGGCUUCUGCUAUUGCCAUGGUGAGCUGAUAAGACCAUAACAACUCAUUGGAGGUCUCCAAAAUCACUCCACUCUUCUUUCAUUUCUGGGGAGAGAUUGAAGGGCCAAUAUCAAAACUAGCCAUGGUCUGUUGGCAUAUUAACAAAUCCACAGAGAAAGGGCUUCUGCUAUUGCCAUGGUGAGGAGCUGAGAAGACCUUAAUAACUCAUUGGAAGUCUCUAAAAUCCACUCCACUCUCAUCUCUUGGCACAGAUUGAAGGUGCCAAUAUCAAAACUAGCCAUGGUCUGUUGGCAUAUUGACAAAUCAACAGAGAAAGGGCUUCUGUUAUUGCCAUGGUGAGGAGCUGAUAAGACCUUAAUAACUUAUUGGAGGUCUCCAAAAUCCACUCCAUUCCACUCUUCUCUCAUUUCUGGGGAGAGAUUGAAGGGGUCAAUAUCAAAACUAGCCAUGGUGCGUCUGUCAGAGUGGCCACAUAGAGGGUAUAAGAAGCUUGCAGUUGGCCUGCCAAUAAGUUUGCCCUGAGUAAUUCUUCCUUUAUCAAAAGUAGAUCAAGAGGGUAGUGAUUCGCCCCUCUGCAAAGGUUUCUCCUAGCCUUUUUUCUUUAGGGUUCUAUUGCAGCCACUUUCUUGAAUCCUUUAGCUGAGAGUGCAUACCUUGUCAAAUUGAGCAGGGAUUUCAUAUCUUCCAUGCUGGGGUUCUGGGCUAUCCACUGAAUGUCUGUCAAAAUCUGAAAAUGGCAAUUGUUCAUUUUAAGGUAUAAGAGUUCUCUGUAUGUGGUAGAAUGUUGUCUGGAUUCCCAGAACAGAAGGUCUUCAUUCCAGAGGGCAGAGACUGCAGAAUUUGGGAAAUGUGGUCGACAGGUAAGAGGGUCAAAACAGCCCCUCCCUAAUAUUUCCCAGUAUUGUGCUCUCCAACUCAUGGUCUUUCCAGGAAUCCAAGGGGCUCUUAUUUAAUUUGCUAGGUUGGCCAGGUUCCCACAAUGAGAAUUCUUCUCUUUCCCCCAUCUGGUUUUGAGGCAUGAACCCCCACAUAUUACAAAACUGUCCUUAUCCUUGGGAAUGAAGAUGUGUUUCCAGGAUGAGAGCAGCCCUGCUGCCCACCCCAUUCCUGUGCCUCUUCAGUCCAUAGCAAAAGAAGAAGGUGACAUGUCCAAUAACAUCCAUUUAGUUCGGUCUUCCCUUUCUAAGACCAGAUAGUCAGGCUGUCUAUCAUUUUUCCUUUCAAGACUUGUGGAUAAGAAGUGAUCCUGGGGAGAGGCAGCUCAUAAAAUGUGUCUGAUCAUGCCCAGCGUUUAGGAGGCGGCCAUGGUACCUGUCAAGAGGCACUGGAAGGUCCUCUGUAUGGGUGUCCGUGCAAAUGAAAGCAAUGAACACCUUUUCCAGACUUUCUGUGAAGAGAGAACAGAGAUAAAUGUCAGGAGUCAGGAAGGAUGAUUUUCACCUUUACCCCUUUUUCUUGGCAUCUGAGAUGGCCAUACUUACUCCGAAAAAUCUUCAUGCUGCCAUAACCAAGCUAGAUUCUGGCAUUUCAAUCCAUUAAGCAAAUAUAGGCAGUUGUGGUUUGGUGGCCUUUUUUCUCUGCCUGUCAUAUGUGAAGGUGUCUGUUCAUAGAAUCAUUGGGUUGCACCAUGGAGAUCUUCUAGUUCAAACCUCUGCCCAAGGAAUUAGUCUUCAAGCCAUCUCCGACAAAUGAUUUUUCAAUCUUCUCCUGACAAUCUCUGGUGAUUAAGUUAGGGUUAGGGUUAGUUGCCCACUUUUAGGAUUAGGAUUAGGGCUAGCUCCUCACUUCCCCACCUAGUUCCCCUGUUUCCCACUUUCCACAUCCGAAAUAUCGAAAAACUGAAGUUCAUAUCUUGCAGGCAGCUGUUCCUGGAAUCCCAUUGGACUUCCAUCGAAUCAAAUAAAGCUCUCUGUAUCCCAACAAGAUGGCUAAGCAUAGGGUACAUUUAGCCCUGGUACUAACAGCAAGAGAGCAUUUGGAAGCCUUAAGUUUAGCAGGAUAUAUAGCACAAUUUCUCUUCUCCCCAAUCAGGACUUAUGGCAUAGAUUCCAUUGGCCACAUUGUCACACCUUUCUUACUUUUGAGUUGAAUCCCCAUUAGGCGAGUUCUCUUCUUCCUUGGCUUUGUCCUCUGCCAUUUCAGUCCUGUCCAGAGGAAGAAAGUAAAAGGUUUAAGCUCAGCCUCCUUUUUCCAAGAUGUGCCACUGAGGCUGCUAUGCGGUAAAUUAACCAAUCGCACCAGAGCUUGACUGCAUAUAUUUAGCCUAAGGCCAUGUUGUCCUAAGGGUCAGGUGUCAACUUGCUUCAGCACCCAGAGCAUUCCAGCACAGUUCACUAAGGUUAGGAGAAGUGAAUAGAAGGCCUCCAUCCCUUCCCAAGAGAAAACACUUUCUUACCCAUGGACUGGAAGAAUCACUGGCAUCGGAAAACACCGCGGCCUCCUCUCAGCUUCCGUUUGAGACCUCAUCCAGAAGCUCAUCAAGGGAGUCCACGUCCUUCAGGCUGCUGCUUCUGGAGCCAACCAGGACUUUCAUGGAAUCUUGCAAAUGAAGGCUAAAUCCAAGAUUCUCUGCAUCUCAACAAGAUGGCUAAAUCAUAGGCUGCAUUCAGCCCCUCAGUGCCAAGAGAAAGAGGACCUUUGGAAGACUUAAGGCUAGGAAGAUAUAUUGCACAAUUUCCCCCUCCCAUAUCAGGACUUGUGGCAUAGCCUCCAUUGGCCCCAUUGCCAAAACCUUACCUCUGAAGAAGGUUUCUCCCCAUUGAGAGAGGGAGAGGGCUCCGGUUCCAAAGCUUCUGACAUAUCCGUACUGUCCAGAGGAAGAUGAAAUGUUUAAGGAAUCAAGCUAGCUCAUUCUCCUCUUUCCAAGAUGAGCCACUGAUGCUGCUCUGCGGUAAAUGAACCAAUCGCACAGAGCUUGGGUGCACAUCUUUCAGGCUGCUGAGAUAGUCUCGGGCCUUCUGCUUCUUCGGGAGAAUCCUGUGAAUGACAAUGAUUCCUCUUUAGCCAUCAGACCAACAGAAACUCAGAAUUCCUAAAAGAGGGCCUAUUGAAUGGGGAUGCUUGAUCAAAGUUAGGCUUUGGUUUCUUUCUGGAGAUGGAGGAAUCCCCACUCCCACCCUACGCAUCCCCCAGAAAAGUAUGCUCUCUAUUCUUUCCCUGUUAAAGCCCUGCCCCAAAGCAGCAAGGUGCUGGAGAUGGUGACACAGAAAAAGAAAAGGCAUAAGCAGGCUGGGUCACAUCCAUUUAGCACAUUAGUUCACUACAGUGGGCCAUUCCGUGCUUCUUGGCACACAAGAGCUUGGCUGCCUAUGUUUAGAUUCCAUUCAAAGAGUACUCCAGCACAGUUCAUUCAGGUUAGGAGAAGUGAAUAGAGGGCCUCCAUCCCUCCCCAAGAGAAAACAUUGUCUUUCUUACCGAUGGACUGGAAGAGAUUGGCCUCUAUGGCCUUCUCCCAGCUUUCCUCUGCCGCUUCAUCCCAAAUGUCAGAAAUUAUGGAGUCCAUAUCCUCAAGGCUGCUAAUCCUGGAGGCCCGCUGGACUCCAUUGAAUUCUGCAAAUGAUGGUAUUGAGGCUAAAUACAAAGCUCUCGGCAUCCCAAUAAGAUGGCUAAACCAUAAGGUGCAUUCAGCCACAGUGCCAACAGCAAGAGAGCAUUUGGAAGCCUUAAGUUUAGGAGGCUAUAUAGCACAAUUUCUCCCCUCCCUAAUCAGGACUUUUGCAAUAGACUCCAUUGGCCACAUUGCCAAACCUUUCUUACCUCUGAGGUAAGAGUUGAGUCCCCAUUAGGAGAGUUCUCUUUCUCCGCCCUGUCCUCUGCCAUUUCAGUCCUGUCUAGAGGAAGAAAGUGAAAUGUUUAAGCUCAGCCUCCUUUCCAAGAUGAGCCACUUAGCCUGUUCAUCUUUAUCUACCCUGCAAGCCCCUUGUGAACAAGCUGGAGUCUUCACCCUCUGAGAUGCUACCUACUUUGACAGACAGGGACUCCAUUCUUGCUGCACGUGUCUCUGGUUGUUAGCCUUAUCCAAAGGUAGGAAUUCCUCCUGUGAAUCCUGAAAUAAUAAAACAAAGAGUCUGUGGCAUAUUGACAAAUCUGCAGAGGAAGGGGUUCUGCUAUUGCCAUGGUGAGGAGUGAUAAGACUUUAAUAACUCAUUGGAGGUCUCCAAAAUCCACUCCACUCCAUUGAAAAUCCACUCCUCUCAUUUCUGUGAAGAGAAUGAAGGGCCAAAGAUCAAAACUAGCCAUGGGCCUUUUUUCAAGAGUGGACAUUUGGUGCUUUAAGAGGCCUUAAAGAGGCCUACCACCUGGCCUGCCAAUGGGGUUUCAUUCUUCCUUUAGCAAAAGCAAAAGUAGAGGUAGAGAUGCCUCCCUUCUGCAAAUAUUUCUUCUAGCAUUUCUCUUUAGGGCAGCCGCCUUCUUGGGAAUUCCUCAGCUGAGAAUACAUACCUCCACAAAUAUUGAACAGAUGUCACAUCUUCCAAUCUUGGAUUCCAGGUGGUGGGACGAACACCCAUGAAAACCUGAAAGUAACAACUAUUCAUUUGAAGUAUUCGACCAUCAAAAGAGCUGUUGUUCAAAGAACCAUGAAAUCAGAUCAUGAGGACAGAGAGGGUCUUCUUGUACCUGGAAUAUCAAACAUGUCACCAGAGGAAAAAAUGGCAGACACCAGGAAUAGCAGUUGUGAUAUCAUCAGAGAUGUAUCUCCAUGUCCUGAGGUUUGGAGAAAUGCUGAUAUAAAACCUAGCCAAGAAGCCUCCAGGAAAAAACUAUGUGGUUAUUUAUAUAAAUGUUCUUCUAAAGCACCAAUCAAGACCUGGAAGUCACGCUGGUUUUGCUAUGAUGAAAAUAAAUGCUACUUGCUAUACUACAGGACAGCACAGGAUAUUAAUCCUUUAGGAAGCAUAGAGAUUUCCAUUGCGAGUUUUGAUCCGAAAGUGGGAGCAGAUGAAGGUAUUUUUGAAAUCAGGACUCCCAUCAAAGACUUUAUUCUUAAGGCUGUCAACAAACAAGCCAUGAUGUAUUGGCUACAACAACUGCAGCUGAAACGCUGGGAAUUUUGUAAUAAACAGGCAAAGGGUUUUGUUGAAACCAUGCCAUCUUUUCCUUCCAUAAAUGAGGCCCAGCAGAGCAACACUGAGGCAGAUCAGGAUUUUUUACCUCCAGUGAAAACACCCACUGAUGUAGUUGGCAUAAAGGCAGCUUCUCUACCAGCACCACCGACUUCUGUUGCUCUUCAGAACAUCUCUCUCAAACAUCCUUGGAUUGAAAUUCAAAACACAGUGCAUAAUCUGUGUGGCAACCGUCAGAACCGAAGGGACAGUGGUAGUUUUGAGGAUAAUUUUGAAAUCAUUGCUGAUGAAGAGCAACUAAAAGGAGAAACUGAGGAUACAGUCAUGGCAGAAAUGCAGAAGGAUACAAAAAUGAGACCAAAGCCAUCAACACUCCGAAAAUACAAAAAAGCAAACAGCAGUUUUCAUUAUUUUGUUGAAGGAGCAGAACAGGGAAAAAUAGCUUCUCUUCAGCAUCAAGUUUUGAUUCUUACAGAGGAAGUAAAAUCUCAGAAGGAACUGGUCAAACUUCUCCACAAAGCUCUAGAGGCAGCACAGCAAGAGAAACGAGAGUCCUGCAAAUAUCUGGUCACAACUACGGAAAAAGACAGGCUGGAAUUAGUGCGUCACAAAGUGAGGCAGAUUGCUGAGCUGAAUAGACAGGUUCAGGUGCUAGAGAUGGAAAAGAAAGACUUGGAGCAGGAGGCUGCUUUGAAGGAGGAGCACCUCAAGGAGCUCAGAGAACAUGCACAACUCUUGAUGGACAAAAAUGAAGCCAAGCAACAAGUCAUCCUCAAGCUGACAGAACAGCUCACUAGAGAGAUGUCCGAUUCGGUUACCAAGGCAGACAGCAUCAUGACCGAGACCUUGUACAAGCAACAGGAAAAGAUUGAACACCUAAAGGAUGAUCUUGAGGCAUACAAGACUCAGAACCAAUUUUUGAACUCCGAAGUCCACCAGGUUAGCAAAAUAUGGAACACAGUGGCCCAGAGAGAAAAAAAUCUUCUGAUGAAGUGUGCUCAACUGCAAGCCCACAAUUGCCAGAUUGAAAGCAAGUACCUGAUGUCUCUACGGACCCUGCAGGGGCUGCCGGAUUUGGCUAAAGAACACAUGGCAUUGGUGACGGGACUCAUUGAAGAGGCACUGCAAUGGGAUAUGAAGGAAGAAACCCUGAUUCCUAUUCCGCUAAGCCCAGUCAAUCAAUAUGAUGAUUACGGGUUUAUGACAAUUCCUGAGUAUGAAGCUGCAGACUGGAAGCUCUUGGCCAAAAUCCAGGCCCUGGAGAUCAAAUGCACAAAUCUGAACAAGGAGACCACAGAGAACCCUCUCUUUGAGCGAUGGAAUAACCUUGGGGAACUGACUCCCUCCUUGGAGCUAAAAAGCUUAUUGCGGUGUGGUGUCCCAUCAAUGCAUCGCCAGAGGGUGUGGAGGUGGAUUAUCAGCCAUCGGUUAAAGCAAACACGCUGUCCUGGUCAUUACCAUAAUUUACUCAAGAAGUGUGAAAAUGCUGAGCACCCAGCUUCCCAGCAAAUUGAACUGGAUCUGCAUCGCACGCUGCCCAACAAUAGACAUUUUAUGUCACCAACUUCCCAGCUUAUUCCCAAACUCAGAAGAGUUUUACUGGCAUUCUCCUGGCAAAAUCCAACCAUUGGCUAUUGCCAAGGACUGAACAGAUUGGCUGCCAUUGCCUUGCUGAUCCUAGAAGCAGAGGAAGAAGCUUUCUGGUGCUUAGUUCAUAUCACAAAUAAUUUAAUGCCUCACGAUUACUACAGCAACACAUUAAUAGGCUCGCAAGUAGAUCAAAGAGUUUUCAAAGACAUCUUAUCAGAGAAGCUUCCCAGGCUGACAGCGCACUUGGACCAACUUCAAAUUGACCUAUCGUUAGUGACCUUCAACUGGUUCCUGGUUGUUUUUGUCGAUAGUCUUGUCAGUGAUCUCCUCUUUAGAGUUUGGGAUGCUUUCCUCUAUGAAGGAGCAAAGGUGAUAUUCCGUUACGCACUCGCAAUUUUUAAAUAUAAUGAAGAAGCAAUAUUGAAGAUUCAGGACAAUCUGGAAUUCUAUCAAUAUCUUCGUUUUUUCACCAAAACUAUCUGUGACGGCAGAAAGCUGAUGAGCAUCGCCUUCGGUGAUAUGAAUCCAUUUCCCAUGAAGCUGCUUCAGAAUCGACGUGAAGUUCACAGAUUAAAAGUGGAAGCUGAGCUGAGAGAACUGGAACAGCUGAAAGCCCAGUAUAGGAAGGAACAGGCUGAACAUGCAGACAACCAACUAGAUGGACCUGCAAGUGAGGAGGAAGAAGAGAUGUAACUUUCAACUCUCUUGGCAUCUCUAAACAUUGCCUUUGUUUGAAACACAAAGGCAGCAGUUAUUUAUGAUAAACAUUUGGCACCUGGCGUAAUGAAUGCAGAUGUAUUGGAUAGUUUGCAAGUCCACCACAAAUAAGGGUAUAUCAUGCCUUAUUUUCACUAUGUCUUUUCUGAAUAUUUUUAUGGUGCAGAAAAAAUCCUGGAUUGCAUUCGACUCAAGAUUUUCUCUGACUCUAAAUCAUAAGAAUCCCCUUAGAACUUAGUAUGAUGUACGAAUAUAGCCAUUAUGGUUUGUGAAUCCUAAUUUAUGGCAGGCCUGCACAACUUGUUGAGAAGAAAGGACCAUAUUAAUAAAUUAAAAAUAAUUGCAGGUUGCAUAGGAAUACCCCAUGCACUGAUCAGCUAGCAGAGUGGCAGCAAGGCUGAUUGUUGGCAGCAUCACUAAAGCUUGGAGGCACUUGGCAGUAUGUCUUUUGGGAAAGCAACAGAAGAUCCUUCGUGAUGGUUGUGCUUUUUUUGGGGGGGGGGCAGUGAAUUUAUUGAUCUUUUUAAAAAUGCUAGUGGACCUUCACAGCUGCUUGCUGGGCCACAUAUGGCCCACAGGCUGAAAAUGCAGGCUGAUUUUGAUUUACUAGUACCCAUGGUACAUUCAAGUGUGGCUUUUUCAGCCAACCAUGGGCGAAGCAAAAUGGAUUAACCCAAUGUUUUGAUUCAUAUUUUUAUUAUGAAUAUACUACUUUUGCUUUCCUCAUUUUAUAGCAGGCUUUCUAAUCAAUUGGCUUUCCUCAGAGACUGGACUGUAUUUCAAUCUUAGCAACUCUAACCUCUUGUUGGUUGGGGAAUUCUGGGAGUUGAAGUCCACACAUCUUAAGUUGCUGAGAUGGGGAAACACGGAACUAGAUGAUUCUUGGGGUCCAUUCAGGACUACCAUUUUGUGAUUCUAUUACACAACCCAUGAUCCUUUAGGGUUGUUUCAAAGAUAUUUCCUUACUACAUUCAGAAAUGUUGUUUCAGAGAUAUUUCCUUAACACAUUCAUUCCUCAAUGCCUUUAACAGUGGUGCAGCUUCUAAUGUAUUUGAACAGGUCUUUAAAAUUCAGGGAUAUAUUCAGAGAUGUAUCUGCCUUGAAAGUAACCCAUAUUGAACUGUACAUCACAGUCAAACAGAGUUACCGAUAGGGAAUGUUUUAUGACAUUUUAUAUUAUGUUUUAUAAAAUUUCACAAAUUUCAAUUCCAUAGAAGUCAUAGACCCUGGAUUUUGAAUAUAUUCUACAAGGUAGCUCAUUUGAGGUACCUUGGUUCAAAAAACAUUGCCCUAUGUAUGAUGAACCAUCCCACCUAGUCAAAGGUUACGAGAACAAGAAUUUUAGUAGUAUGCAGAUAGUUGAAUUAGAUUUUGUAGAUUUCAGAAUGGAGGGGGGAGGAAAGUAACCACACAAUAAUCUUUCUUAAUGAGAUUUGGUGAUAUUUUUUCAGCACUUUGCUGACAAAUUUUCAUGCCUGGGGCCAGGGGUGGGAUGCUGCCGGCAUUACUGCCGGUUCAGUACACAAGAAACUUUUGCACAUUUGCACUUAAAAAGGUCUGUGCAGACGCAAAACGUUAGAAAGGAAAAAAAAUACAUUUCUGCAAUGAAAAUUGUUCUGUGCAUGCAGAGAACUGAAAAUUAAGAUGGCGGCACUGUAGGAGAACCGGUUCAGGGGUGUGUGGCAAGCCUGGGUUGCUGCAAGUUCCAGCGACCCAGGCAGCCAAGUUACUACUGGUUCAGCCGAACCGGUCCAAACUGGUAGGAACCCACCUCUGCCUGGGGAUUAGAAAAUAGAAUGAUAGGAUUGGAAGAAGACCUUGGAGGUCUUUAAGACAGGAGGCCUUAUACCACCCCUGUCAAAUAGUUGUCCAGUCAUGGAAGUUUUUGAAAACCUCCAUGAUGGAGCACCCACAACUCCAGGAGGCAAGCUGUUCCAUUGAUUAAUUGUUCUCAUUGUGCAUCUUCUUUUCCCUUUUUCUGUUACUAAUAGAUAAUUGUAACACUUGCAAUUCAUGUCCUAAUGCAAAGAGAUAAGAGUCAAGGAAUAUAUUAGGUUAAAAGCAAGAAUGCAAAAGGCAAGGGGUGGGGGUGAGGGGGUGCCCAUGUUAGGGUUAGCUCCCCCACCUUUGCCCAUUGUUGCAUUUCCCACUACUAGCUUCCUCCUACAACAUCCUCGGUGGUGUUGCCUGCUUCUUCUUCAAUCCCACACAUCUUCCUAUAGCCUUGUAACCAUUCUGCACUCCGUCCCCUAAAUCUUUUCAAAUUCAUUCAGUCAUUAAGAUUGAAGCACUUUAUUUAUUUAUUUAUUUAUUUAAGUUGAAGGAGCAGCAAGUCAGAGGUUUGCUCCCCAAAAAUCUCCCCCCCCCCUUUAGCAGAGUGGCCUUAA